GACGACACACACGCACUUGAAACUUGUUCUCAGGGUGUGUGGAAUCAACUUUCCGGAAGCAACCAGCCCACCAGAGGAGGACCCGAGAGCGAGAGGAUACCAUGCUGCGGAGACUAGUUCAGCAGUGGAGCGUCGCCGUGUUCCUGCUGAGCUACUCGGUGCCCUCCUGCGGGCGCUCGGUGGAGGGGCUCGGCCGCCGGCUCAAAAGAGCCGUGUCUGAACAUCAGCUCCUCCAUGACAAGGGCAAGUCCAUCCAAGACUUACGGCGAAGAUUCUUUCUUCACCAUCUGAUCGCAGAAAUCCACACAGCUGAAAUCAGAGCUACCUCGGAGGUUUCCCCUAACUCCAAGCCCUCUCCCAACACUAAGAACCACCCGGUCCGAUUCGGGUCCGACGAUGAGGGCAGAUACCUGACUCAGGAAACCAACAAGGUGGAAACAUACAAAGAGCAGCCCCUCAAGACACCUGGGAAGAAAAAGAAAGCCAAGCCUGGGAAACGCAAAGAACAGGAGAAGAAAAAACGGCGAACCCGAUCUGCCUGGUUAGACUCGGGAGUGGCUGGGAGUGGGCUGCAAGGAGACCACCUGUCUGACGUCUCCACAACGUCGCUGGAGCUCAGUUCACGGUAA
This is a messenger RNA of Cynocephalus volans (Philippine flying lemur), 629 nucleotides long. RefSeq names its product parathyroid hormone like hormone (gene PTHLH). Gene Ontology annotation, biological process: bone mineralization. The record is from RefSeq and is a predicted model, not a curated record. NCBI's taxonomy places the organism in Eukaryota, Metazoa, Chordata, Mammalia, Dermoptera, Cynocephalidae. Gene Ontology annotation, cellular component: extracellular region. Bases 102 to 629 code for a protein of 175 amino acids. The transcript has 3 exons. Gene Ontology annotation, molecular function: hormone activity.